CAAUCUCAAUCUCUGCAGUGCAGUAAAGUGAGUGAGUGUAUCUGUGUGUUUUUAUUUUUUAUUUUUCUGGGAAAUGGGGAGAGCUCCAUGUUGUGAGAAAGUAGGGUUAAAGAAAGGAAGAUGGACAGCUGAAGAAGAUGAACGAUUGAUCAAAUACAUUCAAGCUCAUGGUGAAGGCUCUUGGAGAUCUCUUCCCAAGAAUGCAGGAUUGUUGAGAUGUGGGAAGAGUUGCAGACUGAGAUGGAUAAACUACUUGAGGGCUGAUUUAAAGAGAGGGAACAUCACCACUCAAGAAGAUGAAGCCAUUGUUAAGCUGCAUGGUGCUCUGGGUAACAGGUGGUCUAUAAUAGCGGCACAUUUACCAGGACGAACAGAUAAUGAGAUAAAGAACUACUGGAAUUCACAUUUGAGCCGGAAAAUUUACAGCUUCACCCGAUCGAGAAGCAGCAGCAGCUCGAUAGCCAGUGACAUCAACGUCGUCAAGCUACCCGGAGCAUGCAAGCGAAAGAGAGGGCGAAGUAGCGGAACAACAAUCAAAAAGCCAAAGAGUGGCGCCAAUAUGGCCAUAAAUGCGGUACUUGAAGUUGAAACAGAAGAAACGGCCGGAGAAAAGGCAAACGUAUUACUCAGUAAUAAUAUUAGCAAUAAAGGAGAAGAAAUUAAAAGUUUGGAGAUAGGGGCCCCAAAGAAUAGGGGAGUAGAAGGUAAUAAUAUAAAUACAAUAAGUAGCUUGCAUAGGACAUGCAUGGAGAGCAAUAAUGGAGAAAUAACAGAGGCUUGGGGACCGUAUGAGUGGUUAGACAGUGAAAUAAAGCGACUGACUAAUGAGUUGAUGCAAAGAGAAGAUGAUGUGGAAGAAGCAAGUGGGAAUAAUAGUAACCAUAGUAGUAUUAAAAGCAAGAACAUGGAGAAAACAAGUGGGGAAAAAGAAGAAGAGAAGAAGACAAAAAGUAGUGACGAAGGAAGAGAAAGGAGCAGCGGUUGUUGGAGCAGUUUUCAUGCAGAUAGUAUAAGCGGUGAGGAAUGGUAUAGUACAAGUUGUGGUUCAGGAUUUGAUGAACAGGAAUGGCUUGACUGGGACUGGACGGCGGGUGGUGGUGUUGAUGAGAUCAGUCAAAAUCAUCAAUGGAAAUUAUGGGAUGAUGAUGAUGAAGGAGACAAGUUAUUGUGUUGGUUAUGGGACAGUGAUAAUGGAGGAGAGACUAGUUAACUGAUUAAUAAGGGAAACAAUUUACAACUCAAUUAAUAUUUCUAAAUUGCUUAAUCAAAAUGGGUUCAGACAGUGUUACCAGGUUGUGAUUGUGAGCUGCAUUACAAGACUUCAAUUAAUUGCGUAAGUCUAAUUAAGUUUGUAAUAUGCUUGCAAGAUGCAUAAUCCAUCAUUAAGUUGGUAUUAAUUAGUGUACACAUUUUGCUAAGAAUAUGUAAUGACAGUAAA
Messenger RNA from Pistacia vera, 1438 nucleotides. RefSeq names its product transcription factor MYB111. The coding region runs from base 74 to 1210 and encodes 378 amino acids. NCBI's taxonomy places the organism in Eukaryota, Viridiplantae, Streptophyta, Magnoliopsida, Sapindales, Anacardiaceae. The transcript has 3 exons. The record is from RefSeq and is a predicted model, not a curated record.